AUGGCGACAGCCAAUAGUACAGUACAAUGUUCGGUUUGUAAUAAAGAAAAUACGACAUAUCUUUGUCGAGGAUGUUCAAAAGAUUAUUGCUUUCACCAUUUAAAAGAACAUCGGCAAAACUUACAUAAAGAGUUAGAUGGAAUUAUUAGUGAUCACCAACAAUUUCAACAAAAAAUUAACCAACAAAAACAAAAUCCACACAAUUCUUCUUUAAUCAAAGAAAUUAAUCAAUGGGAAACAAAUGCAAUUGAGAAAAUUCUACAAACAGCACAACAAUGUCGAGAAACAGUGAUAAAAUUGACACAAAAGCCGAGCAAUGGUAUUGAAAAAGAGUUUAUUGAAUUAUUUAAGAAGUUAAAAGAAAUUCGUCGAGAAAAUGAAUUUAAUGAAAUUGAUUUAAAACAUUUACAAUUAAAAUUAACACAAAUUACCGAAGAAUUUCUUCUUCCGACAAAUAUUUCCAUUCAACAAGGUUCACAAGAAUUUAUUAACAAAAUCUCAGUGAUUUCAUCAUUAGAACCAGUAGUGAAAACAAAACUCAACAAUUGGAAACAACACGGAAUUAUUAGUGGAGGAGGAAAUGGACAAGGAAACCAAACAAAUCAACUCUUUUGUCCUGAAGGAAUCGUUAUUGAUCAUCAGAACAAUAUUUUCAUUGCUGAUUUCGGGAAUAACCGUAUUGUUGAAUGGAAAUCUCAUUCGAAUAAUGGACAAAUCAUUGCUGGUGGAAACAGAAAUGAUCAAUUAAGAGGUCCGAGAGAUGUAAUUGUUGAUAUAACAACUAAUUCUUUGAUUAUUUCUGAUUCGCUAAACAGACGAAUAAUCCGAUGGUCUAGACAAAAUCAAAUAAAACAACAAAUUCUUAUUUCUGAUAUCGUUUGUUUUGGUCUGGCAAUAGAUAAAAAAAAUAGAUUUAUUUAUGUUUCUGACUGGGAGAAACAUGAAGUAAGACGAUGGAAAGAAGGAGAUGAAAGAGGAACAAUUGUUGCAGGUGGACAUGGAAAAGGUGAUCGUUUCAAUCAACUCGAUCAUCCUACUUUUAUCUUUGUCGAUAAAGAUGAUUCUCUUUAUGUAUCAGAUUGUGAAAAUCAUCGUGUAAUGAAAUGGAAAAAAAAUGCCAAAGAAGGAAUUGUUGUUGCUGGUGGAAAUGGAAAAGGAAGUAGUCUCAAACAAUUGUCUCAACCUGCAGGAUUGAUUGUUGAUGAUUUAGGUCGAAUUUAUGUGGUAGAUAAUGGAAAUGAUCGAGUGAUGUGUUGGUGUGAAGGAGAUACAGAAGGUGAAAUUGUUGUUGGUGGCCAUGGGAAAGGAGAAAAAUCGAAUCAAUUGAAUUAUCCUACUGGUUUAACAUUUGAUGAUGAAAAGAAUUUUUAUGUUGUUGAUUGGGGGAACGAUCGAAUAUUAAAAUAUGAGAAAUAUUCUGAUUAA
This is a messenger RNA of Adineta steineri, 1425 nucleotides long. The record is from the annotation of a GenBank genome assembly. Lineage: Eukaryota; Metazoa; Rotifera; Eurotatoria; Adinetida; Adinetidae.